AUGGCGGAAGCCGAACUGCGUGAUAUGUUGCGCGCAGACCCGAUGUUUGGUCGAGCCCGUGCUGUCGACACCAGCUCCCGACAACGUUCGCGAGAUAGUGCAGCAGCCAGCACUCGCUCAUGGGUUAUAAUGAACGCAAAUAGUCCGCCUCCGCCUCCGCCCCCUGGCCCGCUACCUCUUCCAGAACCCGUCCCAUCGUUGGCCCCUUCUCGACCACUUCCUAUGCCUCCGCGAAGGACAGCAAGCGCAUUGACAGAAGCGAAUGUGGAGCAUAUGCAGGUUGAGGUACCUUCGCCAGAGAUGGGAUACCAGUGGACAACUGGGAAGGUUUACAAAGCGAAAGAAGCCCAUGCCAAUCGAACGGGGUUUGUUGGCGGAUUUGUCAGUGGCUUAAAAAAGCUUCCGAAAGCUCUGGGGAGAAGACGACCUCGGAGAGGGACAGAAGCGACAGAGUUUACCUCCGGAACAGAAGGAACGGGUAACACUUUGCCGCAAUAUCGUUCUGUACCUCCAACACCGGUUGUUCCGGAUCGCGGAGUAUCUUUCGCUGCACCGUUGGCUAGAAAAUCAGCACCGACAGAGCAGUAUCGGCCAAGUUUCAUUCUUGUCCCGCCAGAAGACGACGAAGAACAUCAACUGGAGGUCGAUUCUGGUGUUGUUCUCGCUGCCCAUGACGCAGCUAUGCCGGGUGGAUUCGAUUCUGCAGAAGGCCCGUCUACGCGUGUUCGGCCACCAACCCCUGCUCCAGCAAUAGCUCGCACUCGCUCCCACACUUCUGCGCCAUCUCCUCGCCCCAGUCGUGUGGAUGAUCGUUUGGCUCCAGCUGAACGAGAGGGUGACGAACCCGUCUCCGUAAAUGCGCAUCCUCAACCAACAGAAGAUUAUCGCCGCAUGUCAGCCCAUGACGUAGCAAUCUCAAGGCAGCACAGUCAGCGCAGUCGGACCACGGUUGACGAGUCGUUUUCUCAUUCAAUGAGCUCGCCCUCGUUUGCUCAAGAAUUGCAUGGCCCAAUAUACCGAUUUUUCAAUGCACUUCAUCUACUUCCCUGGGUGGCAACAGACCGUAUCACAGCGGACUGGAAACCCCCCAAGCGCAAGCCAAGGCUAGAAAACGAGGGUGUUUCUUGGUAUUAUCCUAUGGGACAUGCCCCGCCUUCCACUCGUGACAGCUCGCUAUUCGAUUCCACCCAUACUGCGUUGCACAACUCAGAACGCGGCCGACGAUCUGGCGAAACCCGUGAAAUAGGUCGAGAUGUGCACAUUCGACGACAUCGAAGUCACCGUCCCCGUUCCACUCCAGUUGAUCGGAUACAGACUCAUUACACCUAUGCUUAUGCCCCGUAUCCUGCUUUCUCCCCGCCUCCACCUGCUCCUCCACUUUCGCGGCAUAGCCCACAACGAUCUCCGCCACCACAGACCAAUGGCCCAGGCACAUUAACAUCCCAGCCAGCGAUUCGGCGAAGACACCGCCGCAGACCCAGUACUAGUGCAACUACUCCGCCAUAUCACCACCACCGACCUCGUCAGCAUAGAGAGGAGCCUGUGGGCUCUACAUAUGUUGCUCACUGGGGCCACAUGCCGGUUCCAUUACCGGUCCAGAUGCAAAUGUCACCCCAAAUUCUUCCAAGCGCAGCGCCACUCUAUAUCAUCCAGGCAACGCCUAUUGGCUCACCUGCACUGAGCGACGCAAGUGCUGGUGGGAUUCCCGGAGUGAGCGAUGCAGGUGGAACUGCUGGUUCAGAUGGUGCAAAUGGCGGUCAACACAAUAACUCAGGAGCAAGUCCAACUCCUGCCCCACAGAUGGUGCAGAUGCUGGCCCCGGUUUAUAUGCAAAUGCCUAUGAAUACUAGCCCUAAUACACGCCCAGCGAGUCCUCGCCAGCAGCAUUAUACAGCUUAUGGGUAUGGAUAUGGAUAUGGGUCGCCCGUGAUGCAAAUGCAGAUGGCGACGCCGGUUUCAAUGCCAGGCACAUGA
Messenger RNA from Mycena indigotica, 1974 nucleotides. RefSeq lists its product as uncharacterized. Lineage: Eukaryota; Fungi; Basidiomycota; Agaricomycetes; Agaricales; Mycenaceae. The coding region runs from base 1 to 1974 and encodes 657 amino acids. The record is from RefSeq and is a predicted model, not a curated record. The transcript has a single exon.